GAGAAAAUAAAAUAAAAAUCCUUUUCUUCUUUCCCUCUCUUCUUUUACUUUCUCUCUGGGUUGCCUCAUUCUUCUUUUGUCCCUUAUCAACAACAAAACACUCUCUUCCUUUAUUCUCCAUUGAAGAAUCACCACAAGAAGAAGAAGAAAGCAGGAAAAAAGAAAGAAGAAACAAACGUUCUGUUCAAUACUAAUUUUUAUUGAUUUUUUAUUUCGGGAAACCCUAACCCUAGUUUUUUUGGUUGUGCCGCGGGGUUUGGUGCAGUUUUGGGUGAUUUUAGGACCUUUGUCUAAUUCUUGUUUCCUUCCUCAGCCAGGAUUUUUUGAUUUGUUUUUAUCGUUUGGUUUGAUUUUGGUGGUUGUGGGGUUGCGCGUGUGAUGCAAAUUAGGAAAAAAAGAGAGGGUAGAAUUGAUGCCGCCAGAGCCAUUGCCUUGGGAUCGGAAAGACUUCUUCAAGGAGAGGAAGCACGAUCGGUCGGAACUCGCACGGUGGAGGGAGACUACACCGCACCACCACUACACUUCUUCUCGCUGGCUUCCUGAUUUUCGUUCCAGAGGCAGUUCUGGUCAUGGUAAGCAGGGUAGUUGGCACAUGUAUCCUGAAGAACCCGGACAUGGUUUUAUGCCUUCUCGUUCUAAUGAAAAGAUUGUUGAAGAUGAGAGCUGUCGGCAGUCUCGUGGAGAUGGUGGGAAGUAUGGAAAGAAUAGCAGGGAAAAUAGGUCCUCUGGUCAGAGGGAUUGGAGAGGUGGUCACUCUUGGGAAGCUGCAUCCGCCAGUGGUUCUGCAAGACAAAAUGAUGCUACAAAUGAUCAGAGGUCACUGGAUGUUGUGGUGCCUCACAGUCUUUCCCAUCCUCAUUCUGAGCAUGUUAACACAUGUGAUCAAUCUCACCCUAGAGAGCAGCACAAUAAGAGUGGUAGUGGUAACAGAACAGCAAGCACGGGGCAAAGAUUUGAGAGGGAGAGCUCGCUAGGGUCAGUCGAAUGGAGGCCACUGAAAUGGACUCGGUCUGGAAGCUUAUCAUCAAGGGGAUCAUUAAGUCAUUCUGGUAGCUCGAAAAGCAUGGGAGUGGAUUCUAAUGAGACAAAGCCUGAGUUGCAGCUUGGAAACUCAAAAGCUGUUCAAGAUGCAACUGUUUGUGUAACUUCUGCUGCCCCUUCUGAAGAGACAACUUCCAGGAAGAAGCCGCGUUUGGGUUGGGGAGAAGGACUGGCCAAGUAUGAGAAGAAGAAAGUUGAAGGCCCUGAGGAUAAUGCUGUUAAGGUGGGAGCUUCUAUCUCUGGUGAUAGUGUGGAACCUGGUCAUUCUCAGCCCUUGAACCUGUUAGAUAGAAGCCCAAGAGUUACUGUUUUUCCGGAUUGUCCCUCUCCUGCCACACCUUCAUCAGUUGCUUGUAGUUCUUCGCCAGGUCUUGAGGAUAAACAACUAGUCAAGGCAACAAAUAUUGAUCAGGAUGUUGGUAAUUUAUGUGGCUCACCCAGUGUUGUCUCCCAGUAUUACUCUGAGGGAUCUGGUUUUAACUUAGAGAAUUGGGAUCUUGCUCAAAUUUCCAAUUUGAACUCUUCAAUCAAUGAAUUGCUACAAUCAGAGGACCCAAGUUUUGUGGACUCUGGUUUUAUGAGAUCAACUGCAGUUAACAAGUUGUUAGUGUGGAAGAGUGAUAUUACUAAGGCCCUGGAAAAAACUGAAGUUGAGAUUGAUUCACUUGAGAAUGAACUGAAGACAUUGAUCUCUGGACCUGAAAAUAUCCAGCUUGUUCCAUCUGCUCCCUGUUUUCCACCAAAAGAUUGCUACGCAAAUUCUCAUGAAGAUCAAGGCACUACUUCUAAUAUAGCUUCUAAACCUGUUCCUUUGCUAGUUGAUAUACCAGACGAUUUGAUUGGAGAGGAAGAGGUUAUUAUACAUGGUAAUGAGCAGAUUGAGGUGAAAGUAGAGGACAUUGAUAGCCCUGGUAGUGCAACUUCAAAGUUUGUUGAAUUGCCCUCAGAGAAAAAUGUGGAACCUGUUGAUGCCAUGAAACAUGAUGGAAUGCUGAUUUCAGAUGACAGUAAGUCCAGAAGAUUGAAUGUCAACAUGUGCAGUUUCACUGAAGAGAAGGCUAAGUCUAGAAGUUUAGAUGUAAAGCUAUGCAAUUUCAAUGAGGAAAAAGCAAGGGACACACUUGCUUGCUGGGAGAGCUCCCAGCCAACUGCCAGCUAUUCUCACUCCGUUUCUAAUGACAGUUUGAAUUGUGGAGAAGAUGCUUUAUAUAAUUUGAUAUUAGCUUCCAACAAAGAUUCUGCACAGAGAGCAUUUGAAGUAUUUAAGAACCUACUGCCUGCCAGCAAAUGCAGUUUUGAUUUUUCAAGAGCCGUCAGAGGAUCUUCCUUACAAAUUGAUCCUGCGGUGAAGGAAAGGUUUGUUAAGAGGAAGCAGUUUCAACAGUUCAAAGAAAAGAUAAUUGCCUUAAAGUAUAGGGUACAUCAACAUCUUUGGAAGGAAGAUAUUCGCAUGCUUUCCGUUAGGAGGUUUCGUGCAAAGUCUCAGAAAAAGUUUGACUUCAGCCUGCGCCCUGUGCAGACAGGACAUCAAAAACACCGUUCUACAGUUCGUUCACGAUUUUUUACUACUGUUGGAAGCUUAAGUCUGGUACCCUCAUCAGAAAUAUUGAACUUUGCAAGCAGGCUACUCUCAGAACUUGGGGCAAAGGUCUACAGGAACACAUUAAGGAUGCCUGCUUUAAUUUUAGAUCAGAAGGAGAGGAUGAUGUCAAGGUUCAUUUCAAAGAAUAGUCUGGUGGAAGAUCCCUGUGCUGUCGAGGAAGAAAGGGGUCUGAUCAAUCCAUGGACAUCUAAGGAGAGAGAAAUCUUUAUUGACAAGCUUGCUACCUUUGGGAAAGACUUCAAGAUGAUAGCUUCUUUUCUUGAUCACAAAACAACUGCUGAUUGCAUAGAGUUCUAUUACAAGAAUCACAAAUCAGAUUGUUUUGAUAGAACAAGGAGGAAACCAGAUUAUUCUAAACAAGCAAAAGUUUGUUCUGCAAAUACCUACCUUGUUGCUUCUUCUGGGAAAAGAUGGAACCGUGAAGCGAAUUCUGUUUCUCUCGAUAUCUUAGGUGCUGCAUCAGCAAUUGCAGCUAAUGAGGAGGAUAGUAUUGAAAUUCAGCCAAAGGGUACGUCAAAGUACACUGUUCGAAUGGUCAAUGAGUACAAGACGUCCAGACUCAAUGAGUUGGAGAGGUCAAACAGUCUUGAUGUAUGUCAUAGUGAACGAGAAACAGUGGCUGCUGAUGUUUUGGCUGGUAUCUGUGGAUCCUUAUCAUCAGAAGCUAUGAGUUCUUGCAUUACAAGUUCAGUUGAUCCUGGUGAAGGGAACCAGGAAGCGAAGCACCAGAAAGUGGGUUCCUCGACCAGAUUGCCCCGGACUCCAGAGGUUAUCCAGAGUGGUGAUGAUGAAACCUGUUCAGAUGAGAGCUGUGGGGAGAUGGAUCCUACUGAUUGGACAGAUGAAGAGAAAUCAACCUUCAUCCAAGCUGUGUCCGCUUAUGGAAAAGAUUUUGUUAUGGUCUCAAGAUGUGUUGGAACGAGAUCCCGUGAUCAGUGCAAGAUCUUCUUUAGCAAGGCUAGGAAGUGUCUUGGACUAGAUAAGAUUCUUCCUGGAUCUGGCAAUUUGGAGAGGCAGGAUGUUAAUGGUGGAAGUGAUCCUGAUGCUUGUGUCAUGGAGACUAAGCUGUUGUGUAAUGAAAAAUCAAGUUCGAUGUUGGAAGAUGUAUCUGAUUUAUGUAUGAAGGCGGGGAUUUUAAAGCCUGAUUUAACCAGUUCUGAUGACAAAGAUGGGGCUGGAGAACUGGAUUCCGUAGAUACUGAACUUAUGUCUAAGAAUUCAGUUCAGGUAAACUGUCAUGUAGAUAAGCAAGAGGUGGAAUUUAACAGGGACUGUGAGAUUCAGAUUGGUGUUUGUAUUGGAAAUGGUCGAGGGGAUGAGAAUAUGGUUACAGUUUCUCGGGAAGGUGUUGAAAUUGAUGGAGAUGCCUUGGAGAAUGGCCUGCCUGACAUACCGUCUCCCAAUGAAGUUUCUGCCAAGAAUUUAGGGGAAAAAGUCAGGGGGGUAGUUUCUUCUCCUGAACAUGAUUCGAAAGAUAGAAAAGCAGAAAUAGCUGAAGUAAGUAGGUCAAACUGCUCUUUGGAAGAUAGAAAGUCCAAUAUGGUGUUAUCUGUGAAUAAUUCUCGUCUUGCUGCUGCUAGGGGAGGUGGAUUGUGUCCUCUCAAUGGAUCCCGAAAUAUGUCUCAUUUAGAAUCUGAUUCUGAUUGUAAGCUAGAUGUGAAUCGCUUGGAAAGCAAUAUUUCAGUUCCGAGGAAACAGAUGUCUGAAGCUUCUAAUGCUGAAAUUUUAUCAGAACUGGAACUUGAGAAUGUUGGAGAUAAGCAGUGUGAGAAUGCUACUCAGUCAGCUGAGCAGCCCUUGCCUAGCACUUCACAGUUAACACAGGUUGAAUCCUGCCAGAUUCUUGGCAGCUAUUUAUUGGGGGAGUCGGCUCUCACGGAGAAUGGAGAUCCUGGCCGCAGAGCUUCAGCUGCAUUGCAAGAAAUCCAGGUGGGUAGGAAUCUACAAUUUGAUACAUUUUCUACAACUGGUUGCUUUCUCCAGAAGUGCAAUGGUACAAUUCGUGGUGGUUGUUCUGUUUCUGAUCUUCUGAUUUCCAACCGAGAGCAGACAGGAGGUUCAUCAAAUGUGGAGAAACCCUGUAGGAAUGGUGAUGUGAAAUUGUUCGGACAGAUUCUCAGUAAACCAUGCCCUAAGGCAAAUCCCAGUUCCAGUGCACAGCGGUGUGAUGGUAGCAAUCAACAGUUGAAUGUCAGUAGCGAUUCCUUUACUGCAAGUCAUAGUUUAGAAGGCAAUUCAGCCACUGCCAAAUUCGAGCGAAAUAACUUCCUGGGUUCUGAGAAUCAUCCAGUGAGGAGUUUUGGUUUUUGGGAUGGGAAUAGAAUACAGACAGGGUUUUCUUCGUUGCCUGAUUCUGCUAUCCUGCUGGCUAAAUAUCCUGCGGCAUUUGGUAAUUAUGCAAUAUCUUCCACCAAAAUGGAGCAGCCUACUUUGCAUGGUGUUGUGAAGACCACUGAGCGGAAUUUGAACAGUCCUCCUGUGUUUGCAGGAAGAGAUUCAAGUAGCAACAAUGGAGUAGCAGCAGCAGAUUAUCAAGUGUACAGAAAUCGAGAUGUGCAGCCUUUUACUAUAGAGAUGAAACAGAGGCAAGAUGCGGUGUUCUCUGAGAUGCAAAGAAGAAAUGGGUUUGAUGUUAUGCAGCAACAAGCAAGGGGGGUGGUUGUUGGAAGAGGAGGGAUUCUGCAGUGUACUGCUGUCUCAGAUCCGGUGGCUGCCAUCAAAAUGCAUUAUGCCAAAUCUGAACAAUUUAGUGGGCAGGCGGCAAGUAUCAUCAGAGAGGAUGAUUCUUGGAGAAGUAAAGGGGAUGUAAGCAGGUAGUUGAUUGCAAGGGAGGCCAGAGUGUGUGGUCUCCGUGGCAAGUCUCUUUUUGCCACAAUGUACAAUAGUUUUUGUAAGUUUAAUCCAGGAAACCAUAGGGCAGUAGACGGUUACAGUUGUUGCCGUCUUUUUGGUUACAGAAUUCUAGGUCUGUAAUAUUUGCCAGUAGCUUUGUAUUUGUUGUAUUUGAUGGAAAUACAGCAAUAAAUUAUCAAGAGUUUGGUAGGUGGAAGAAGUUACCAUUU
Solanum dulcamara is the source of this 5706-nucleotide messenger RNA. RefSeq lists its product as uncharacterized. The transcript has 4 exons. Lineage: Eukaryota; Viridiplantae; Streptophyta; Magnoliopsida; Solanales; Solanaceae. The coding region runs from base 413 to 5461 and encodes 1682 amino acids. The record is from RefSeq and is a predicted model, not a curated record.